Ictalurus punctatus (channel catfish) is the source of this 1148-nucleotide messenger RNA. It is a transcript of the gene ccnd2a, whose product is annotated as cyclin D2, a. Gene Ontology annotation, biological process: mitotic cell cycle phase transition; positive regulation of G1/S transition of mitotic cell cycle; regulation of cyclin-dependent protein serine/threonine kinase activity. Gene Ontology annotation, molecular function: cyclin-dependent protein serine/threonine kinase regulator activity. The record is from RefSeq and is marked provisional. Gene Ontology annotation, cellular component: cytoplasm; nucleus; cyclin-dependent protein kinase holoenzyme complex. NCBI's taxonomy places the organism in Eukaryota, Metazoa, Chordata, Actinopteri, Siluriformes, Ictaluridae.
GGGGAGGAAAGCCUGAAAGUUCUCCAGAGAAGCUGGACAUAAGCACAGGAUAUAGUCCCACACACUCGCUUUACAUGCCCUUCGACGAAGUCUCCUUUUGCGGCUCCAGUUUUCUGGUGUUUUAGGGUUGCGUUCUGGUGUUUUAGAGAUCGGAAAGCACUGUGAACACAGAGAGGAAUGGAGCUGUAUUGUCUGGAAACCGACACCGUGGUGCGAGCCCGUCCCGACCCGAACCUUCUCGGCGAUGACAGGGUGCUGCAGAGCCUUCUGACCAUCGAGGAGAGGUUUCUGCCUCAGUGCUCCUAUUUCAAAUGCGUACAGAAGGACAUCCAGCCUUUCAUGCGCAGGAUGGUGGCCACCUGGAUGCUGGAGGUCUGCGAGGAACAAAAGUGCGAGGAGGAAGUUUUCCCACUGGCUAUGAACUACUUGGACAGAUUUUUAGCGGUUAUGCCCACCAGAAAGUGUAACUUGCAGUUGCUCGGCGCGGUGUGCAUGUUUCUGGCGUCCAAACUGAAAGAGACGCGUCCUCUAACUGCAGAAAAGCUAUGUAUCUACACUGAUAACUCCAUCCGACCGCAGGAACUCCUGGAAUGGGAACUGGUGGUUCUUGGUAAAUUGAAGUGGAACCUGGCUGCUGUUACUCCGAAUGACUUCAUUGAACACAUUGUAAAGAGGCUGCCGUUGCCUGAGGAUAAGCUGGACCUGAUCCGCAAGCAUGUGCAGACCUUCAUCGCUCUGUGUGCAACAGAAUUCAACUUUGCGAUGCAUCCUCCAUCCAUGAUUGCCACGGGCAGUGUGGGAGCAGCAAUCUGUGGACUGCAGCUCAACAGCACGAACCAUGCACUGUGGGGGGACAACCUUACAGAACUGCUUGCUAAGAUCACAAACACAGAAGUUGACCUGUUGAAGGCAUGUCAGGAGCAGAUUGAGCGUGUGCUGAUGAACAGCCUAAGGGAGGGACGCCGGCAGCAGCAUAAGCAGCAGCAGCAGGACCAGAACAACCCACGCAACAAAGCCUUGAAUGACCAGGACCAGUCCAGCACCCCGACCGAUGUACGAGACAUCAACUUGUGAGCUCGCAGGAGUGGCGCAUGGAUCUAAAGGAAAAAAAAAAGCAACAAAAAACAAAAAAUGACAAAAAAAAAAAA